This is a messenger RNA of Arachis duranensis, 2024 nucleotides long. RefSeq names its product fatty-acid-binding protein 2. Lineage: Eukaryota; Viridiplantae; Streptophyta; Magnoliopsida; Fabales; Fabaceae. The coding region runs from base 423 to 1718 and encodes 431 amino acids. The transcript has 10 exons. Gene Ontology annotation, cellular component: chloroplast stroma. The record is from RefSeq and is a predicted model, not a curated record. Gene Ontology annotation, molecular function: intramolecular lyase activity; fatty acid binding.
UCAAUGUAACAUAGAAUUGGGUGCUGGUCGGAAACAAGCAAAAAAAUUCCACUUGGAAGAAAGAAAAGAAAACAAGUUUUCCAAUUGUGUCCCCAGAUUCUGUUUGGAAGCGCAGAAUCUCACCGGCCACCGUUGAGCGGUGACUUGUUCCUCUUUUCCACCCAAAGCAUAUUCUCUAUUCUCUCUCUCUGAUUCUCUUCAAUGCGGACCCAUUUUCAUUUUAUUUAUCACGCAUUUUCAUUCCAAAAGCUUCCUUUCAUAUUUAAUUCCCAGUUUCUCCCUCACAAUUUUAAAACCCCCUUACAAAAAUUUAAAAUAUCUAAAAAACCCCUCUCACAAAAGAAACGUUUUCUUCAUUCUCCUUUUUUCUUGGACCUCCAUUAAUUUUUUUUCUUUUUCAAAUCGAUCCUUGCGUUUCCGCAAUGAAGAACGAUUGGUUAUACCCAAUGGAUUCUGAUUCUCUGUAUCCGGAUUCACUCUUCUUCAAUGUGGAUCCUUUUAUUGUUCACAAUUUCAUUAACUCUAACACGAUCUUUUCUUUUCUCGAGAAUUCUAGAAGCUUCGGGAAUGACGCGUUCUGCUGCGUUUCGAAGUUCGCCGGCGCGUUUUUGCUAUUGUUCACUGGCGCUUCCGUCUCGAAUUUGGCGCAGGACAUUGCAGGUUCCAAUAACGGUUAUGGCGGAAUUCGAAUGGGGAAUGGUGGUGGUGCUGGUGUUGCAACUACUGGUUCUUCUGUUAGGGUUAAGAAUGUGCCUAGCGUUGGAAAUGAUGACGGGUUUGGGUUUCGGUUUAGGUCGAAAAGGAAGAGAAAUUUUUCGUCUGCGAGUUUGGGAAAGGUUUCGAGUUUAACGAUGGAUUUGAUUUGGAGAGAAGCUAAGAGGUUUCAAUCGUUCCCUGUUCUUUCAUUAGCUGCAGCAUUGGUGCCACCCCUUCAAAAUUUAUCAUCAAAUGUACUAGCUGGCCCAUGGCAGGAUCCUGAUGUGCCAAUGCAUGGAGGAACCGAACAAGUGGCUAAGGAGGUUGAGCGCCAAGGAUGUCCCCGUUUGUUGUUUCAUGAAUUGAAUCUAGCAAAAGCUGCAGUGGAGCCUAAAACUGGAAUUGAGUUUCCUAUGAUUCUGGAAAAUGCGUUGGCUGGAGAGCAGAGUGCUGGCUUCAACUCUGAGGUGCUGGUUGGUACAGGAUCUAAAAACAUGACAAUAGUUAGAAUCAAGUCACUGAAGCUCUAUGCUUUUGGAUUCUAUGUUCAUCCAUACUCCCUCUGUGAGAAACUGGGCUCAAAAUAUGCAUCAAUUUCCACUGAUGAACUGAAUAAUCGUCAGGAUAUCUACCAGGAUCUUCUGAGGGAAGAUAUCACUAUGACAGUCAGGCUUGUUAUAAAUUGCAGAGGAAUGAAAAUUAACAGUGUGAGAGAUGCUUUCGAGAAGUCACUUCGGGCUCGACUUGUUAAGACAAAUCCCUCAACAGACUUCAAUUGCAUAACUGCAUUUGGUUCACACUUCACACAGGAUAUUCCUUUACCGUUAGGAACAGUAGUUGAAUUCCGACGAACAGUUGAUGGACGUUUGAUAACUGAAAUUGGUGGCAAUCAGAUUGGAAGUGUCCACAGCAAAGAAUUGUGCAGAGCUUUCUUUGACAUGUACCUUGGAGAUUUCCCUGUUUGUGAGCAAACAAAAGAUGAGAUUGGCAGGAACAUUGCAAAUAUAAUUAGGAAGUGUUGAAAUGGUUGAUAUUUUACCUAAUUGUCCUGCUUUUAGAAUGGACAAUUUGGAUAUGGGUGGCAUAUAUCCUUAGGUUAUAGCUUAAGUACGAAGCACAAGCUCACUGGCUUCAUGAAAUUGAUUUCUAUCUGUCUUUAAAAGAUCAUGAUCAUUCCUUGACAUGAUCUUUUCAAGAUUUGUAAGCCACUGGCAUAGCAAAAGUUGAAUUGUUAUUGGAAAAUUCAUUGAUGAUUGAUGUGCAUCAAAGUGAUGCGCAUAUUCAUCCAGAUGUAUAAUCAUAUUUUAGCAAUUGAAUGGGAAAAAAAA